AUGGAUUCAUCCACACCAAUGCUACAAAGCCCGUCGUCAUCACAGUCGUGGCAGGUCCCUAACCAACAACCAACGGGACUAGUCUUGCAGUCAUGUCUCCAGUGCCUCGACCGCCUCGACAGCUUAGAGCGUCGUAUGCAUGAGGAAAUACAGGAUAUGCGCAGUCGCUUUAGAAAUAUCCUUGACAAUUACCAGUCAAAUGUCACAAUGACGGAUUCCGACGGAUGUGAUAGCAUCGUAGAGUCCCAAGCUGGACUCGAUGGCCGCAAUGCUAUUGCUCACCGCGGUUUAUCGCUCCGUGGCACGUCCGAUUCCGUCCAUGAGCCCGCUAUGCAACCCCUCCAGGACAUGGAUUUCAAGGAGCGUGUCCCAUCAAGUUCUUCAGCCAGACCCGACGCAGAACUGCCUGUUCCCGUUGUGCAGGCGAGCCAAGCCAAGGGCAAAGUAAAAUGCACUAGGGACGGGUGUUCGACGCACCUCAACAAAGACAACCUCGCUCGUCACAUCAACGAGGUGCACGAGGGGAAGAUUAGGGCUGUUUGUCCUAGUUGCGGACAAGGGUUCAAGCGCCCAAAUCUGAUGAGGGAGCAUGUCCUUCGGACCGAAUGUGGAAGAUCCUAG
Messenger RNA from Suillus fuscotomentosus, 621 nucleotides. RefSeq lists its product as uncharacterized. The transcript is spliced from 2 exons. Lineage: Eukaryota; Fungi; Basidiomycota; Agaricomycetes; Boletales; Suillaceae. The record is from RefSeq and is a predicted model, not a curated record. Bases 1 to 621 code for a protein of 206 amino acids.